UCAUUGUACCGGUCACCACGGCUAGCGGCGGGUGUUUGUUUUUGUUAUUCAUUCCGGGCCGAGUCCUUUUACCUUCUUUUGAGGUCCUUGUAGGCGUACCGGGUGUCGGUGUCUGGCGUCAAAAUUAAUAUCCGAUUAGUCUACUUCUUCCGGUCAGUGUGUUCGGUCGAGUUCGGUUCUUGUUGGUGGUGAUAAUUAGUUGGUAGUUGGUUGAAGGAAUCGAAAGGUACUGCGAAGAGCGACGUCGCAUCCUACCUCAGGGAGAAUCAGUGAAAAGCCUGUGCCUUAAAUCGCAAGAAAUAAUAUUUACUCAACUGAAGCCACAAAGAAAAGUCUUGUGAAAGUGCGUGAGUGCGUGAAAAUUUCGUGUAGUGAAGUGAGCGUAAACGGAACAGGGGAUCCCCAAGCCGUCCAACGUGUUUUGUCAACGGUUCUGCCAUCCAACCACCAUCGAGUGAGGACGCAACACAGCUCACCCGAGAAGGCUAACAGCCAAGUUUUGCCCUCUUCUUAAAAUCCCCAACCCGAAAAAAAAUAAGAAAGGCGAAAAAAUACACAACGGCAGCGCGGCGCGGCAGCAACAGCGAAGGAAAAAAAAUCGAACAAAAUGGUAGACAAGCAGCAAUUUUUCCUGCCAUGCUUCGUGGUGUGCGCUAUUUUCUCAGUUCUUAUCACAGCACAAGUGCAGGUGGAUACUGACCCCAAGGAAAUUGUAGUAACUGAAAACCAGCGAAAUGUUAGUCUUCUAUGUCGCGUUGGGCGACCGAUUCAGUUUUGCACAUUCACCUUACCGAACAGCAACCAGCAGGUGGUAUUAAAUCCCGACAAUCCUGGGAAAGAUGGGAUGAGUUACUUUGGGGCAGGCUUCCAGGCGGGUGCUUGCGGAGUCACAAUCGAUCGGAUAACGACGGCCCACAACGGGCAGCUCAAGUGUUCGCUUUUCGACACCGACCGAAGCAACGAAGGGUUCAUCAACGUCGUGGUGGCAGUUGCACCCGAACAGCCCCAGAUCCAGUUGGAGAGGCCAACUUCGGCAUCUGCGUUCGAGGUCAACACCGAAAUGGUGGCCCAUUGUAUCGCUCGAUAUGGUAACCCCGCCGCUAGUUUGUAUUGGUUCUUGGACAAUGAACCCAUCUACGAGGGAGUCUCGCAACCGGAAUACCAGGAGGAGGAAAACCAAGGCUACUCAGUUUACGUGACGCUGCGACGACACAUCCUGGCCAGCGACAGCGGCAAGCAUUUGAUCUGCCGUGCCAAACACGUUGCCUACCGGGACGAAAUGUCCGAAACUAGUUUACAGAUUGUUGUCAACUACGCUCCCCAAGCCUUGCCAGAAACGACCGUCCAUGGACUGACGCUGGGACGCACCGUUGAUGUGACAGUGGCGAUCCAUGCCAACCCAAUGCCACAGGUUACGUGGACUGUGGACGGAGUGACCAUCGAACAGGGUCAGGAACAUGAUCGGUACGCGGCUCGUGUCCCGGAGCGAUUGGAAAACGGUGCCUACAACGUCACCCUCACGAUCGCCGGCCUCACGCUGGAGGAUCUCUCCAGACGGUACCAGCUGCAGGCGUCCAACCAGGUUGGCAUGCAGGACUACACCAUUUUGCUCAGUUCGCAGAAUGCCGAAGUGGACGAGUCGGGCGGCGUUGGCGUCGGUGGCAUCAUCGGAAUUGUCCUGGCGGCACUGAUCGUACUGGUUGCCAUCGCACUGAUCAUCAUGGCCCGAGCCACCGGUAGAUGGUGCUUCCGAGUUCCCCCGGCCACCGGUGAACUGAACCCGGACUCGGAGGCGCAUAUCACGCCCCACUCGCACGAGGACCUGCACGACGAGAAGCUGCAGCAGCAGAACCCGGCCGCCCACUACGAAAGUGAAGACCCCCGGACCACCGAUGCUGGCGCCGAUGGUCAGCAGAAGAAUGGAAAGCACGAAAACGGAAAGCAGCAGGCGGCCGGUGGAAAGAAGCAGGAAAAUGGAAAGGCCAACGAUAGCAAAACCAACACCCCGGUGUAGGCGGGCGGAAUGCUGAAUGGAUAAUUGAACGAUAUUUAGGCUAAGUACCAAGCUAGUGGCAACAACAACGGUUUCUGCCAGGACAAUGGAGACGCACGGUUUUUUUUCUGUUCGAAAAAUCGUAUCAGAUGAAAGGCUUGGUUGAAAAACGAAUAUCUCAGAAUGAUUUAUAAUCCCGUGCUAAAAGGAACUGACAAAAAACAUAUGACUGGACUUCAUUUUAGCGUUGGACGACGCUCUUCGGAAAACAAUAGUCUGACAAAUCAACGAAAAAGUGUGGAACAGAAAGCCAAACGGACUACCAUUUCUCAUACUCUGGACUGUAAAAGCAAAAAUAAUGGGAAACGAAACUCAAAGCUCUAAAACUGCAAAACCCACAAACAUUUAGAAUAGAUACACAAAUAUUCCAUUAGCUUUUGACAGUGACAAGCACACUACUGACGGCGACGACAACUCCAAUUGAGCUGAAGAUGAAAAAUGUACUUAAACGUCCGCAGCAGGACGAACGGCAAAAGAAGCAUUUGUUUUAGAUUUUAGCUGGGGCCUUCUUUCUUUGUUCCAAAACGCUGAACAGGAAUGGGGGGUUCCGAUGACGAAGAUUGUUAUUAAAUUAUCUAGUUAAACGAAACAAAUCUGCACGGCUAACAUGGCGCAAAUGUCCUUAAACGAAUCGGAAAACUUUUUCUCGGUGUUUAGUUAAUCGAUUGAAAUCAUAUCUCUUAAAAUCAAAUCUCCCCUCCACUAGGAUUAGGCUAACAAGAAGCGCGACGUAUCAAAUCAACUGCACAAAGUGUCCAUAUUCAGGAGGAAGAAGUGCGUGCCCCCUUCCACGGGGACCGCCGAGUAGCCGUAUUCACAAUUUAGCAUAGUACUAACAACCUUUCCUUACGUAGCGUUAGAUGAUAGUCAGAUUUUGGGUAAGCAAAUUCAAUAUUUAUAAGAAGUCCGGAGAAGCAAACCGUUGGAUCAUAGUUAGGAUCGAUAACGAUUUUUUUAAUUUAAAACAAAUGUAUUUUGUCUUAUUUUAGCUCACUUUCAAAUAUCUGGUGAAACGUUGAUAUAUGAAAGAUUUUCGAUUUUACGAAAAAAAAUGAAUAAAAACAAAAAUAUAGUGCCCACAAUUAUCGCUUAAGAAUCUCAAUUCAAAUGAUCUGAUUGUCUAACAAAGGUAUUUUUUAAUCCCGAAAAUGAACUUAACUUUCAAUUAUACAGUAUUCGAUAAAUUUCCACGACACUCAAUAAGUAUUCUUAUCUAAGUAAAUUUUUACGUUUCAUUCCUUUAUACCGUGUGAACCGAUAAAGUUUGUACAUACAAAGAUAAAGCGAUCGUAAAUAAAGAUAGAGAAUAAUAAAGAA
This is a messenger RNA of Armigeres subalbatus, 3370 nucleotides long. RefSeq names its product fasciclin-3-like. The record is from RefSeq and is a predicted model, not a curated record. The transcript has 9 exons. Bases 608 to 2014 code for a protein of 468 amino acids. NCBI's taxonomy places the organism in Eukaryota, Metazoa, Arthropoda, Insecta, Diptera, Culicidae.